Messenger RNA from Orussus abietinus, 4326 nucleotides. RefSeq names its product chromatin assembly factor 1 subunit A. NCBI's taxonomy places the organism in Eukaryota, Metazoa, Arthropoda, Insecta, Hymenoptera, Orussidae. The coding region runs from base 1 to 1302 and encodes 433 amino acids. The transcript has 8 exons. The record is from RefSeq and is a predicted model, not a curated record.
AUGCCGGCUGCAGGUGCUGCAGAGCCCGCUGUGGCAGAAGCUGCAGCUCGCUUGGAGGAUCUGGAUGAACCUGCGGAGCCGAGAGGGAGAGCCAAUGGAGGUCGGGCUGGCCUGAUGAAGCCCCUGGUGGUCCUUGCUCUUCCUGGGAUGUACCUCUUCUACAAGUACAGCCAGUAUAGGCGGGAGCAGCGCGAGCUCUCUCGGAGAAGGGUCACGGAAAGGGAGCUGCAACACCUUCAUCACAAAAUCGACAAGCUGCUGACGAAACUGGAGGAGAACGAACCGGAAAUGGCCUCCUCCCAAGAGGACGAGUGCGUCAUCUGCGUAAAUGCCAGAGCCACGAUGCAGACGGCGCCCUGUGGGCACCGCGUCGUUUGCAGACGAUGUUUUGUCAAGACUAUACAAAUGGCGGUGUCGCAGCGGCUCCUCCCGCUACGCUGCGUAAUCUGCAGAGCGAAGAUCCUACGGCUGAAACAGACCCUGAUCCCCAGAGACUAUUCCAUGUCUGGGAAGUCCUGGGUGCUGCCUCAGAGUGCAUCGGCAUACAGCAUGGGAACUGGGGUCUCUGUGGGCGUUUCCGGUCCAGGGGGAAGAUGGAGCACCGGAAGUGUUCCGGCCUCGGCUUCGCUCUACUCCAUGGCCAGCGGUUCUUCCUCCAUAUCCGGCGUGUCUUCCGUGUCCUCGGCGACGUCCUCGUCCACUGCGAGUUCCGGUAGUUCCACCCUUGGGAAACCUCCAAGGGUUCGGCAACCUACCGGCGCGAAUUUAAGGCGGUCGCAGACCCAGUCCAUGAAGAUGAGGAUUCAGGAGUAUCAGGAUCCGAUACAGCAUGUCUCGGAAGAGGAUGAUAUCCUGAGGGAGAACCGGGAGCGGAGGUUGCCGCCGAUUAAGGAGUUCCAGCGGGACUACCGAGCCGGAAAAGCGUCCACCAGGAUACGAUGCGCGCAGAAGAUCGUGACGCAGCUGGAGACAUCCCCAGGUCCCAGGGGACCAUCAAACGGGACCAAAGAGUGUCUCUCGAGCUCCUCGUCUUCGAAGUCUACCACCGCGAAGAAGGCGGUACCAGCCUUGAAGACGACCCUGACGGUCGCCCAGGAGGUGCAGAAGACGAAGAAGGAGAAGGAGAAGGAAAAGGAGAGGGAGAAGGCGGAGAAGGCGAGGCAGAAGGAGGAGGAGAAAGCCGAGAAGGCCAGGCAAAAGGAGGCCAAAAAACUCGCCAAGGAGGAGAAGAAGCGAGCCAAGAAGGAGGCUAAGGCGAGAAGAAAGGAAGCCGAGGAAGUCCUCCUCAGAGACGACAAGUAGCGCCGCCUGGACGGCCAAACUCCGAAGCAGGACAGAUCAGAGUUCCUGGCUAGCAGCGGAAGAGGGAGAACCGUGGUCUAAAUGUAAUUCAAUUAAUUGCGUAAUCGAGCGAUCCGACGCCGAGAAAAGUUUCAAGCGAGUUUGCAGUCGACCCCUGGAAGCGUGUUAAUAGGGGGGUCCACUUUAAAUUCGUCAUAUCUUUCCCUUUUAGGCAAAUCUUAAAAGUUCGGGUCGAACGAACACUCGAUUACGACGAUUCAAUAUUUCGACCGGGUUUUAGGGAGAAUAUGAUAAGAGGCCAUUCGAAAUUUCUUCACAGUUUGGGCGACUCGUGAUACAGUCUUGGGAAUGGAGAUCAUCUUAAACUAAAUUUAGACAAAGUGAUAGGAAUUAAAAUUAACGCUUUCGUCAGUUUUAAGCCAUAUCACGUGUGGUUUUAUUUUUGAGAUGAUGGAAUCGUUUUUGUUAGGACUGGUUAAGAGUUUAAGGCGAUUUACUUGGAAAGGACGGUAUUUUAGUAGACGAGCACUAACUGUGGGAGGAAUUUCGAGUCGGUCUUCCGAGAGAGAUCCUGAUCUCCGAAAAGCGAUCCUAGGUAGUCGAUCUUUGAAACAAUGACGAGCAGCUCCGUUGACGCGAUCAUUGCUUGUCAUUUUUACGGGGAUGUGCUCAAACAGGGUCGGGAAAAUGCGAGGCAGAUGCCGGGGAAAAGCUAAAAACCAAAAGUCUAGAAGCGGCCAAAUUUAGUAAAUCGAGUCAUAUCGACUUCUCGCGAAGUUGCUAGCGGUUAAACACGUAAUAUCUUAGCCAAUCGGAUAGACCCAGGUAGAAUCGCGAGGGUGGACGUUCAAGUUUCCACUCGCGUUCACAUUCAUUCCUCUCAUCGGACGCGAAGAAAGGAUCUGAGUACAUAGAUCGAUUCGUGCCACCUACCUACAGGUUUUCGCGAAAAAAGGAAUCGAAAAAGAUGCAGGAGCGAUGAAUUAACGGAUAAUUAAGUCGCGAGGUGGGUACCACGGCGGAAGCCAUCUUGAAAAUAUGGCGGAAACACGUCGCGUCGCCCGAUCGAUCGUACGGGCAGCCUAAAAUAGGAAUCACGCGGUCCGGCCAGAAAGUAGCUUUGAAUUUCCAAGUGCUGUGAAUGAAAGAAUAUUAAAGAUUCGGACUAUUUAUUUAUAUUUUUUAUUAAUCAACGCCGAACGACACCUCCAACUCGGAGGUGCACGGCCUGCGACAUAUGAAACGAACGAAGCGUCCUAUCAUUUCAGAGACAUCGAUCAGACCCCGACCUCACGCGAACAUAACCUCAUCGCGGGACUCUUCCGCACCCGUUGAGUUACCAUCCUUUUAAGGCGCAUAAUCAAAACGAUCGUUUUUACGCGCAACCAAGGAUCAUAAUUCGCAAUAUCAAAAUGUAAACAAUCGAGACGUAUACACUCUAGCUAGUAAGCGAGAGCUGGAAGAUAAAAAAGCGCAAAUCAACCCAAAAGUCAUUACCCUAGUGAAAAACAGUUGUUCUAGUCUUAUUUAAAGGUGCGAUCAAGGGGGAGAAAGAAAGAUACAAGUCCCUUUUAAUUUCCCAGCAUACUCGAGGGAGAAAAGUAGUCGAAGUGCACUUUGUUCCCGUUAAACGUUAGUAGUUCGUUCCGUUACCGCGAACUGGGAAUAAAGAUGGCGAAGAUUGAGCUCAAAGAAAGGUGGGAAAAGUCGCGAAGAGACGCGCGAUCGAGGCGAAACUGGAAAUGAAGGGAGCCUCAAUCGCACCGAGUCCGACAUUCGAAUAUCAUCCCGAUAGGAGCGCUGAUAAGCGCGGAAACCUAACCUAAAGUCGCGAGGCGAGGGCCGCGGAUCGUUUGCGUCGCCUCGCCGAACAUAUCACUAAUUCUUAGUACCUAACGAGUAGUCCGUCAAUUACCACCCUCAAAAUUAUCGCCCGAAUAGCGAGAAAGGCUCGUCGAAAGGUUAGCAAAGGAAAAAGCGCGGUCGAUGAGGCAAAAAAAAGGCUAAACGAGGGUUAAACCAGGGUUGGACCUGGAGGUUUUCUCGCCAUCAUUCCCAGUAGCGUUAGUAUUACGGCAACGUGGUUGUGAGGGAUUCCCAGAGGCGUGGGGGAAAAGCGAAUUCGUUCUCAUGCGAAUGGUACUUUAAGGUAUACGAGGAGUACUUGUUCUGCCAUCGAGAUGUCAAUUUUACCUGCGGCGCAUUUCGCAACCGGCGCCUCUUCCGGUUGCGGCAGAGGCCUCGGUCGGGUCCCCGGGAUUCCCGCGCGGGAAUUUCGAAUUCGGUAACCCGACCCCGAUUUUUCGGGCACCCCGUGGUGGGCGUACACAAGGCGGUACACAAAAUGUUGGCAAUAAUUUCUAUUUAAACGAGGGACGCGGCGCAUUAAGAUUACUGUUAACUAUUAGUAACGCGUAAGAGUUUGUAGAGAGUUUAUAUAGGUAAAUUAAGCAGAGAGCUAGAGAUAGGGUGCAUAAAAGAAAAAGGGGUUCUAUACUUUCGAGGAACUUCGAUUAAUUUCGAGCAUUCAUCGGGACGAGCGAGUCGGGGAGUUUUGGAAAAUAGGCGCCAAUCAGCUUUUACUGCUCGAAUUUUGAAUCUCUUGAACGAUCGUCUCGGCGAUGACUCGCGCGUCCCGGUGGACGCGCCGGAAGUGGAUUAAACGGUACAUAAAUAAUUAAAGAGAAAAUAAAAGGACUACAAUUUAAGACCUGCGGAGACGUUUAUAAUCAUAGCGAGGACAGAUCUAGGACUGGAUUUUAGCUUUUUAAUUUAUACCGAGCGCGCUUUUUAGGCGGGACUUUGGGCGGGAUUCCGGCGAAAGGGCUAAAGUGCCGGCAGGAAGGGAGACAAAGGCCCCGCGUUCAGGACGGCUUGUAGUUGAUUCUAACGAGUCUAUUUUAGUAGCUUUAUUUAUCGAUUGCAAGUGUGCAGGAUGACGGCGUAUACGGGAGAUGCGUUACGAUCUGUAUAAGCAAGAGGCUGGAAAAUCAAAUAAAGUGUUAUGAUGAAUGUUAGACAAAA